UUGCAGAGGACGCCGGUUUCCCACAAAGUCAUUGAGAAGCGGAGGAGGGACCGCAUCAACCGCUGCCUCACCGAGCUGGGGAAGACGGUGCCCAUGGCUCUGGCCAAGCAGAGCUCGGGGAAGCUGGAGAAAGCGGAGAUCCUGGAGAUGACGGUGCAAUACCUGCGGGCCCUGCACUCGGCGGACUUUCCCCGCGGCCGGGAGAAGGCAGAGUUGCUCUCCGAGUUCGCCAAUUACUUCCACUAUGGCUACCACGAGUGCAUGAAGAACCUGGUCCACUACCUGACAACGGUGGAGAGGAUGGAGACCAAAGACACCAAGUACGCCCGUAUCCUGGCCUUUCUCCAGUCCAAAGCACGCUUCGUUACUGAGCCUCUCUUCACCUCCCUGGGCUCCCUCCCGGAGCCGGACUUUUCCUACCAGCUGCAUCCUGGGCCCGAGUGCCCCGGGCAUGUCCACAGUCCCGCCGAAGGCGUGCUCCAGCCGCCCUCGGGGGGGCCGUUCCCCUGGCACGGCGCCGCCCGCAGCCCCUCCCUGCCCUACCACUUACCCAGCGCCACCGUUCCCCUCGCCAGCCCCGGCCAGCAGCGCAGCACCUUCCUCUCAUCCGUGCAGGGGCUGGACCGCCACUACCUCAACCUUCUCGGCCAUUCCCACCCCAACGCCUUCGGGCUGCCCCCGGGCCAGCACCCCUCCAUGCUAUAGAGACUCGUCCCGCCCGAAAGAACACCUAUUUAUGACGGCGGACACUGCGGGUUACACCCGGGCGCAGGGGGAGGCUGCCGGGGGCAGGGAGAUGCGCGGCGGUCCCGGAGGGCAAGGAGCCCGCGGGGGCCCAGAUCUGUCCCCGCCUGCCCUCUCCAAGGGCCUGAAGCUGCCCCCACCCUCUCGUCUUCCCACCUCCGGGUGCAGUGCCUGUACAAGUGAUGCCUUGGAAUAAAUGUUUA
Cyanistes caeruleus (blue tit) is the source of this 947-nucleotide messenger RNA. The record is from RefSeq and is a predicted model, not a curated record. Lineage: Eukaryota; Metazoa; Chordata; Aves; Passeriformes; Paridae.